Plodia interpunctella (Indianmeal moth) is the source of this 3080-nucleotide messenger RNA. RefSeq names its product Phosphoglucose isomerase (gene Pgi). The transcript has 12 exons. Gene Ontology annotation, cellular component: cytosol. The record is from RefSeq and is a predicted model, not a curated record. Lineage: Eukaryota; Metazoa; Arthropoda; Insecta; Lepidoptera; Pyralidae. The coding region runs from base 74 to 1744 and encodes 556 amino acids. Gene Ontology annotation, molecular function: monosaccharide binding; carbohydrate derivative binding; glucose-6-phosphate isomerase activity. Gene Ontology annotation, biological process: glycolytic process; glucose 6-phosphate metabolic process; gluconeogenesis.
AUGUUUGUUAUCAGCCGUGCUGAUACGAUUGCGGCCGCUCUGUACUUUGCUGACCGCACUUUCUCCGAGAACCAUGGAGCCGAAAGUAAAUUUGAGACAGGACCCAGCUUUCCAGAAACUCCAAGAAUACUAUAACUCAAAUGCCGACAAAAUAAAUAUUCAACAAUUGUUCCAGCAGGAUCCGGAGCGUUUUAGCAAAUUCAGCCUUCGCAUCCCAACACCGAAUGAUGGGGAGAUCCUCCUGGACUACUCCAAGAACCGUGUGGACGACACGACCCUCGCGUUGCUCCUCAACCUGGCCAAGAGCCGCAACGUGGAGCAGGCCAGAGAUGCCAUGUUUAAUGGUGACAAGAUUAACUUCACGGAAGACCGAGCAGUGCUCCACAUCGCACUCCGCAACCGCCAGAAUCGUCCCAUCCUUGUCAACGGGAAGAAUGUCACGCCCGAUGUGAACGCUGUACUCGAUCAUAUAAAGGAGUUUUCCGGACAGGUCAUCAGUGGACAGUGGAAGGGAUACACAGGCAAAACUAUAACGGACGUGGUCAACAUCGGUAUCGGCGGAUCUGACCUCGGCCCGCUGAUGGUCACCGAAGCGCUCAAACCUUACGCCAACCAUCUGAAGGUCCACUUUGUGUCCAACAUCGACGGGACACAUUUAGCUGAGGUGCUGAAGCGCUUGAACCCCGAGACGGCUUUGUUCAUCAUCGCGUCCAAAACGUUCACCACCCAGGAGACCAUCACCAACGCAACCUCGGCCAAGAGCUGGUUCCUCCAGGCGGCCAAUGAUCCGUCGGCGGUGGCGAAACACUUCGUAGCGUUGUCCACGAAUGCUGAAAAAGUGACCGCUUUCGGGAUCGACGCUAAGAACAUGUUCGGUUUCUGGGACUGGGUAGGGGGCAGGUACUCCCUGUGGUCGGCCAUCGGUCUGUCCAUCUCCCUGUACAUCGGGUUCGAUAACUUCGAGAAGCUUCUAGAGGGAGCCAGCUUCAUGGACAAUCACUUUACCACCGCGCCGCUGGAGAAGAAUGCCCCGGUACUCCUGGCGCUGCUCGGCGUGUGGUACUCCAACUUCUACGGCGCUGAGACGCACGCCUUGUUGCCGUACGAUCAGUAUUUACACAGAUUCGCCGCGUACUUCCAACAAGGCGACAUGGAGAGUAAUGGCAAGUAUGUGACGCGUUCCGGGGCCCAAGUCGACUACAGCACCGGCCCCAUCGUGUGGGGCGAACCCGGCACCAACGGACAGCAUGCGUUCUACCAACUGAUCCACCAGGGCACCAGACUGAUCCCCUGCGAUUUCAUAGCGCCAGCACGCACGCACAACCCCAUCUCCGGCGGGGUCCACCACAAGAUUCUACUCGCCAACUUCUUGGCUCAGACCGAAGCGCUUAUGAAAGGCAAGACUAGUGACGAGGCUAAGGCUGAAUUAGAGAAGUCAGGUAUGUCAGCGGACGCGGUUAGCAAAAUCCUGCCGCACAAGGUGUUCAAGGGAAACCGUCCUACGAACUCCAUCGUCGUCAAACAGGUCACCCCCUUCACGCUCGGAGCUCUCAUUGCAAUGUACGAACAAAAAAUCUUCACCCAAGGCGUGAUCUGGGACAUCAAUUCCUUCGACCAAUGGGGCGUCGAGCUCGGCAAGCAGUUGGCCAAGGCGAUAGAACCUGAAUUGCAGGACAAUAACCCUGUUUCCAGCCAUGAUGCGUCGACUAACGGCCUCAUCAACUUCUUGAAGGCAAACUUCUAGGUUGUAUGUCAUUUCUUUCUUAAGUCUAACAUUAUGAAACAAAACGUAGAUUAUGUGUGUCAUAGAGCAUUCUACGUUGUUUGUAUUUUUUAAAAAAAGAACCGAUUUCGCUGCUUUUUUUUUUAAACGCAACAGACGUUUUGUUUUUUUUUUUGUAAAUUAAGGACGACUCCUAGCCGUUUUUAUUGUUACCUAUGUAAUGAAAUAAAAAAAAUACAUCAAUAUUAUGCGAUAUAUUUAUGUAAUGCAUUGAAGUAAAUAAAUUGUAUGUAAUUUGUACUAUGUAUUGUACUUAGUUGCUUAGUAGUUGCUCUCUGUAUGCGUUAUUUGUGUUAUGAGCUUGAAUCAAAUAUUACUAUUGUCUUUAUGUGUAACUUUCUAAGUGAAUCUAUAAAACGAACAUCACAAAACGAUCUUAAACUUUUAAAUCUUAAUUUUUGAAGUCACAAAAAUAUUUUAUUCAUAUCAUUUAUUGCUUUUUACAUUGUACAGUAGGGUAUAGGUAAUUUAACAACUAGGCCCCUUAGUUACUACGAAUCUAAUACAAUGUAAAACCUGUCGGGCAUCGCAAAUUAAAAAAAAAAUUGGUUAUGAUAAAGCUUCGCUAUAUUUAUAUCUAUAUACGAUACGAAGUGAUAAGAUGUGGUACUUUGGGUAAGAUACGUUAUGCGAAGAUUUAAGUUAAUCUAUACUAUUAUUAUAGAGGUAAGCGUUUUUAAGUUUGUAUGUUUGAGGCGGGUAAUCUCCGAAACUACCGAUUACUAUAGACUAUAUUUUAUCUCAUAAUUCCCACAGGAUGGAAGCCCCGGGCAACAUCUACUAAUAAAUAUUUCUAAAAAUUUGUCGUCAGUCGCGUCCAUUGUAACGAAUACAAAAAUCUUACGAGCAAGUGUUACCUAUAACUUCACCAUCCGUCUCUUUCUCUCAUAUCUGCAUAUUCCCGGUUUCGUGCGGGGUUAUGAAGCCGCGAAUCCAGGUGUAUGCGUAAGAGAAAGUCUAAACAAUUUUUGAAGAUUUGCCUGUGAUUUUACAACCGGCCGUCUAAACCCUCCUUGGGAAUGCUAUUGUUGCCUAGGCUGCGUGUCCCUUAGUCGCCUCGUACGACAACCACGGGAGUGGUCCUAUUCUCGAGAACUACUGGCCAAAUCUAGAUCUAUCUUACCACUUCGUAUGUACAUAUUUAUGUAUUUUCUAAAAGCUGUAUAAUAUUGGUAAAGGUUUAUAUAAUAUGAUUCUCAUGUUGUGGUUGUAUGCUAGAUUAUGUCGAAAUCAAUGUUAAAAGUUUAUAGGUUUUAUUAUAUGUUACAUUUACGAAAUAAAAUUAAUAUAUAAUUUU